UUCAUCAAACAAUUGAAUAAGGCCUUUUAAAAUUAAUAGAAGAAAAGUGAAAAUAUUAGAUAUAAAAGUUAGAUAAUAAUAAUAAAUUUUAACACUAAAGUUUCUAGUCAAACAGUUGUUUUGUUUAUAGGAAAAAAAAAUCUAGUUUUCUUUUUUGAAUAGGGCCUUUUAAAAUACAGGUUCUACUCUGCCUUAAAGUAUAAUUCUUUCUUUCUCCCAUACUUUUUUUCAUGCCGAUUUCGUUCUCUUUCACUUUUUGUUUCUAGAGAUGGGUUUGUCUGGUGUUGUCAGUUUCGCUCCCUGUUUCUUCUUAGAGAUCAGUCUGAGGUCUUGCUUCUUUAUAAGCGGUUCUUGAUCAUGUUUGCUGACUUCAUUGUUCUGGUUGAAUGUUUUACGAGCUUUUUGUGGCUUGUUCUAACCGGUUCUGGAGCAUAGGCUCUCUGUUUGGAUUUGUUAUGCUUAUUUAUUAUGAGAAGUCUUUGUUACCUAUAAAAAAAUUGGUGACCUUCUGUUUAAGGAUGUAAGGCCACCUCCAACACCAGUCUCUUAGUAAGUAUAUUAAGACUAAAAAAUAGAAAAUAUAUUGAAAAAGGUGAAAAAAAAAGAGAAGCAGUAUAUGUGCAGAAAUAUAUUUCUCUUCACAUUAGAACUUAUUUCCACUAUAUGUCUUUCUUUAUUGGUCAAAUUAUUUUUUAAUUAAAAUUAUUUAAUUUUUUUACUUUAGUAUACCCAAUACAGUUUCUAUGCGUUGUGGUUGCCCUGAAGAGUGCCAACUGCCAAGCUUUGUUUCUUGGUGUGAAUAUCAUAUUUCUUGUUGUUGCUCUUCUCUCCAUUUUGGUUUAGGUUCAUCCCCCCUAAUGUUGGGUAUUGGAGUUUCUUUUUUACUUACGUUAUUUCUUUUCUAUAUUAGGGAUUGGUCUCUAAGAGCAUCUUUGUCUUAGCACUCCAAAUGGAGUGCUUAUUUUUUUAUUUUUUUUCUUUUCUCUUAUUAAAAAAAUAAAUAAAAAAACUCACCAAUUGUGGGCUGCCACGUGUCAGUAGAACCCGCAAACAGUACAAACAACCCACAUAAUUCAACGCUUAUCUGGGAGCAUCAAGCAUCGGCUGUUACUUUUAGGGUGGGGCCCACCAACUAUUAAACUAAUUUUUUUCUAAGCACUCCCUUCUUAAAAUACCCCGUUAAAGAUGUUCUAAGAGCUUUUCCAACACUGAUACGAGAGAAAGUUUGUAAAAUUUAAAUAAUAAUAAAAGUUUAGAACAGUAACUGAAAAGACUAAGACCGAUUCUUUAUUCACAAACUUUCGGAAACUUACAAUAUACUCAAUGGAUCAUUUUGAGUGGUUUAUUUUAUAAUUUUCAUUUCAAACAAAAAAUCAUAAUUGAAACUGUAUUAAAAGCAUUAACAUUAAAUAAAAAAAUAAUGAAAACAAAGGAUCUACCGUUGAAGCUGCUCUAAGAGCACUUCCAACGGGGUUCUUCCCGUUGGAGUUUUUAAUAUAUUUGUUAUGUAUAAAUUAUAUAUGCAUAAGUAAUUUUGAAGUCCACAAUUUUUGUGGAAUUCAAUAGAUAAAGAUUCUUAAAAGAGGGUUUUAAAAUCUUUAAAAACUUUUAUUUAUGAGGUUUCACAAUAAUUAUAGACUCCACAAUUAUUUACACAUAUAUAGUAUAUACAUAUAUAUAUAUAUAUACAUAAUACAUAUAUUAAGAACCUCAAUGGAGAGAAUUCUCAUUCGAAAUGGUCUAAGGAAGCUUAUUUUUGCUGACUUAGUUUCCGAAAAUAUCCCAUAAAUCCUUCUGCUUUGUAUCUUUUGAAUGUUUCAAACAAAAUAUUCGGAAGUAGAAAAAAAAACUUGUACGUUAAAUCUUUAUCAAAUUCAACUAUAAGAAGAAUCAACACAUUGUACCGUUCGACCAAACAUUGAACAAACAUUUAAACAAUUUACUUCUUAUACAUUUUAUUUUCCCAUUUUUAUACUUAUAUUUAAUGAUACUGUUAUAAAUAAUGAAAUAGUAGAAUAAACUAUUUCAAAAUAUUCUAGUCUUCAGUUAAUUUACACAAAUAAAUCUAAUAAACUAUUAACAUAAAUUCACUUUCAGAUGAUUUUUUUACAAUGAUUAAUUAAUUUAAAAUAUUCAAAUUUAAACUAAUAUCCUUUGUUUAUUUUGCUAUUUUAUAUUUAAGAUUAAUAUUUUUAUGUAACAUAAAUAAUAUUUAUACAUUGUUUCAAUAUAGUAUUACAUUGCUAAUUAAAAAAUUAGUAGUUUAAUAUCUAAGACAUCAUUUUAAACAAUAAAUUCAUAUGUAAACUGAAAUUUCUAUGUAUUAAUUAAAAAAAAUAGUAUUACUAAACACAUUAAUAUUAUUGACAUAAACAUAUUAUUAAAACAACGUGGUAUUAAUGUAACAACUUGUAUUACCUAGAUAAAUUAGUACUACCUCUACUUCACAUUAUUUUGUGUUUAAAGUUUUUUCAAAAUUAUUGAAAAAUUGUUAACUUUUAUUCAUUUUGCAUUAACUAAACCUAAUCAAACCUAUUUUUUUUUAACGACUAUUCACUUUAUGACAACAUGGUUUAUUCAGUUUGGUCAUUGGUGGUUCUCCGGUGUCAUGGAAAACACAAAAACAUGUGUUCACGCUCCCCUGUAGAGGCUGAAUAUCGUUUGAUGCAGAUACUGUAAGUGAGAUUAUUUGGCUGUGUGGCCCUUUCGACACACUAGACGUGAACUGUUCUACUUUUGUUCCUCUUCAUUCCGAUAGUCUCUCGGCUAUUCAUCUUAGUAAUAACUCAAUGUUUCACGAGCAGAAAAACAUGUUGGCAAGGAAUGCCAUUUCAUAAGUGAUGAGAUCAUACGAGGUGUUAUUGCUCCUAAACAUGUUUCCACGACUCAAAUAGCAGAUGUUAUGUCUAAGACUCUUGGAUGCAAGGAGUUUAGAGCUUUUAUUUGUAAGUUGGAUGUUGUGAUUUACACACUCCAACUUUAGGAGAGAUAUUGAGAGUGUUAUGGACUGAUUUGUAUAUUGGUUAAUUACAUAAGUCUAGGCAAUUGCCAAAUUUUGUAUAGGGCCAAUGUGUGUAUAAAAAGCCUAUGUCUUCUUUGUGAAUGAAUUUAAAAAAAAAAACUCUUUACACCAAACUAGGGGUUUUGACAUAGUAAGGAAGAAAAUCACUUCUGACUUCACCAAACUUCUUCAACUAUAUAAAACAAGGAAGAAGAGCCUUAGAAGAAGUAAGUGGAUUCUUAAUCUAGAAUUACACAAAGGAAAACUAAGAACAGAGUUCUUACCCACCUUAUCUCGCUUACAUUACACUCAUAAACAUAUAGAUCUACAUACGAAACUACUCACUUGAAACAAAAAAAAUCAUCAUCCUCAAUCGAUGUCUAACUUCGGCAUCACAUAGAGAGAAAACUCCUUAAGGUCACUCUUUCAUGCAUGAUAGAUGCACACCCAGUGACCCAAAUAUAGUACGACAUCAUUCUUCAUCCCCCCAAAGAACAAAUUCUUAUCUUAUACAAUUCAAGUUAUUCCACCAGAACACACACUCCCAUUUGGCGAAACAACCCUACAACCAAAUAUUCCACACUAUUUUAAACAUCAUUCAUAUUUCUCACUCUUUUUUUUUUUUGUUCAACUCAUAUUUCUCACUCUAAAAAGCGCAUAGUGGGACGUAUAUAUUUGGCAAAAUUUCAAGAUGACAUUGUGGUCAUCCCCUAGAUGAUUUGGUUGUAUAUUAUUUCAGCAUGAAUAGCCCACUCCCAAAUUUUAAUGAUAGUUUGAAAUAUUCCCUUAUGUCUAGUCAUUUUCAAUCUUAAUGGUAUUUUGAAUUCAAACUAGGUUUAUUACAUCAAAACAAAGGUUAAGCUGUCAGAAAAUUGGUUUAUUCUUAUGGAUUCUACAUUUAUAUUGUUUGUCCCGUUGGCUUUAACAUGGUUAAAAUCAUAAAAAAUUAUCAUUUAUGAUUCAUGAAGGAAAGUGGUAUUAUCAGUCUCUUUAUUUAAAGAAAUGUAUCGUUGACUUCCCAUUUCUUCAGGUAAUAAAAUACUAAGAUCCAAAUCCCAUUAAUUUCUGAAAUUUUAAAAAAUGAUUUCAAAGACUAGACUCUUCUUGGGUGUAAAAAAAAUAUAAAAUGAAAAAUAAGAAAAAACCUCAUCUGUCACCAUCAAUGGUCCAACCUGUGAUUCUCAUAAUCACCACUGUCUUCAUUAAUUUCAAAACACUUUGAGCUGAGCUCAAACUCUUCUCUUCUCUUCUCUCAGUUUCAAGAAAACCAACAACAAAGCUAGACUCUUGGUAAGUUCUUCCAUAUCUCUCAUGACAUUUUCUCAGGAAAACAUGGACUUGAUAUCCCCUUCAUCAUCACCACAAGUUAUACCUCUCAAACCAAACACAAGCUUCGACUUAGCCAGCAAAGUCAGCCCCGACAUCCUCCUUAUAAUCAUAAUCCUCUCCAUCAUCUUCUUCAUCUCCGGUCUCAUCCACAUCCUCGUCAAGUUCCUCCUCAUGCCAUCAACCCAAAACAGAGAAGAUUACUUCGACAACAGCAGCGCCACAGCUCUUCAAGGCCAGCUCCACCAACUUUUCCACCUCCACGAUUACGGCGUUGACCAGUCCUUGAUCGACACGUUACCUGUUUUUCAUUACAAAUCCAUCACCGGUCUCAAGAUCUCACCUUUCGAUUGUCCCGUUUGUCUCUGCGAGUUCGAAGCAGAGGACAAACUCAGGCUCUUGCCUAAAUGCAGCCACGCCUUUCACGUUGACUGUAUCGACACGUGGCUUCUCUCUCACUCUACUUGUCCACUUUGCAGAUCCAAUCUCCUUCUCUCUGAUUUCUCACCUCGUCAUAGUCCAUAUCUCCUUGUUCUUGAGUCCGCGAGUGGUAGAGACAUGGUUCCUGUUCCUGAGGCUAAUGAUCUUGGGUCGACCCAUUUCGGGUCGGGUCGUACAUCAUGCGACCCUGAUGGUGUAGAUGGAAAUGUUGUUCCUUUAGAAGUUAAGCUAGGGAAGUUUAGGAACAUGGAUCAUGUUGGUGAAGGAAGUAACAAUAAGAAUAAUAUUAGUGGUAAUAGCAAUUUAGAUGUAAGGAGGUGUUUUUCAAUGGGAUCAUUUGAGUAUAUUAUGGACCAAGAAGCGAUACUUAAGGUCCACGUUACGACCAAGAAACAAUCCGACAAAGACAUUCGCUUGUCUGGCCGUAGGGCAGUUAUGUCGGAAUACGGUUUUGAUCCUAGGGCUAAGGGAGUUGGGAAGAGUGUUGUGGAAAGAGAGAGCUUUUCUUUGUCGAAAAUUUGGCUAAGGGGAAAAAAGGAGAAGCAAAAAGUUACUAGUGUUAGAGAUCAAGAAUGUUCUUCACUGUCUUCCUAUUCAAUCCAAUUUCCAAACCAAAGCAAUCCUCCAGAGAUGAAGAGUGGGAUCGAUGAAGAGAAUCAAAAGAGCGAAAAUUCGGAAUCUUUGGAGACGAGAACGCCAUCUUUUGCUAGGAGGACCAUGCUUUGGCUUGCAGGGAGACAAAACAAGGUUGUUCAUCCUUCAACAUCCCAUGUCUAGUUUUUGACUUUUUCUACAAUUGUUUGUGUUUCAUUAGAGAGAGAGUAGAUGAACAUUGGUAUUCAAACAAAAAAGAGAGUAGAUGAAUAGUGGGAGAUUAAUUAAUAUAUGUAGGGAUCUUACUUCUUAGACACAUUGAGAAUUUGGUGGGUCUGUAUUGCAGACAUUUCACUUAUUGUUCUAAUUCUUAUUAUUUGUUUCUAAUAACAUUGGAGACAAGAAUGUGAAAGAAGCUACUUUGAUGACUAAAGUAGAUUCAUUCUGUUAAUCAAUAGCUUACUAAAAUAUUUUUACCAAAUUCAAGAUUAAGAAGUGUUCCCCAUCUGCAUGAAUU
Molecule: messenger RNA, 5879 nt
Organism: Brassica napus (rape)
Lineage: Eukaryota; Viridiplantae; Streptophyta; Magnoliopsida; Brassicales; Brassicaceae
Product: putative RING-H2 finger protein ATL49
Exons: 1
Coding region: 4313-5545 (410 amino acids)
Source: RefSeq, a predicted model, not a curated record